AUGUAAAUUAUUAAACCAACCAUAAUAAAAUCAAAUUGCCAUAAAAUUCAUCUCAACUUAGGUUUAGAAUAAUACUUAUUUUCAAAAUCCUUCAUUUAAUCUCCUAUACUAUACUUAUGGUAAAACGAUAAGACUAUAGUAAUUGGCAGACAUUAAAAUCCUUGGAAAGAAUGUAAUUUAUAAUUAAUGUAACAAAACUCUGUCUGGUUAUAAAGAAGAUCAAGUGGAGGUGGGGCUGUAUAUUAAGAUUUAGGAAAUCAUUGUUUUACAUUUUUGAAUGCAUUUACUUCUUAAGAUCCAAAAACCAUUAAUAAUGAUAUACUAAUAAAUGCUUUGUAUAAUUUAGGUGUAGAAGCUUAGGCAUCUGGUAGAAAUGAUAUUGUGGUUGGAGAUAAGAAAGUUUCAGGAUCUGCAUAUCAAUUAUCUUUAGGAACUAAAAUCAAUCCUAAUAAAAUUGCAUUGCAUCAUGGAACAAUGUUAAUAGAUGUUGAUUAAAAUGCAUUAUCUCAAUAUUUAACACCAUCUAAGAAGAAAUUGGAGAGCAAAGGCAUUGAUUCUGUUAAAUCUAGAGUUACUAAUCUUAAAGAAUUAAACAAUAGUAUUACAGUUAGAUAAUAUGAGGAUGAACUAAUAAAAGAAUUUAUUAAGAAAUACAAUGAUGUAGAAUUUAAAGAAUUUAAUUAAGAUUAAUUAUUGAGAAUUGAAGAUAUAAAGAUAGAAUCAGAAAGAUUAUCAUCUUGGGAAUGGUUAUAUCAAUAUACUCCUUAAUUCACAGUUAAUUUAGAAGAGAAACUUAAAUUUGGAAUGUUUGAUGUUUAUUUUUAAGUAGAAUAGAACAUUAUACAAAAUGGUAGAAUCUUUACUGAUUGUCUUUAUCCAGAUUAUAUUACUUAAUUGAAUUAAGUAAUAAUUAACAAAAAGUAUGAUUUUGAUGGAAUAAAAGAAAUCUUUAAUGAGAUGAAGUUGCUUUUCCCAUAAUAAAUUGAACUAUCAACUGAAUUAGAAUAAUGGUUAUUGAAAGCAAUAUGA
This is a messenger RNA of Paramecium sonneborni, 1029 nucleotides long. Lineage: Eukaryota; Ciliophora; Oligohymenophorea; Peniculida; Parameciidae. The record is from the annotation of a GenBank genome assembly.